UGAAAAUUUUGAGAGAAAGUGAGAGCCAUGGUGGGAACCUCAAGCUUCCAUUUUUUUCCAGUUUUUUUACUUCUUCUUCUGCUGCUGCUUCUUUCUUUCUCUCACUUUAACAGCAAUCAAUUCACCCAAGUUUUCACUUCUUUCUCCCCUUUUCGUCGAGAAGAGACCAAUCACACAACCACGACACCCCAUGUUUCCUUGGACGGGGUUUUAUCCACUUCCAUGUAUAAAAGCACUAAACACAAGGCUGCAACUAUCAAAAAGAAGAGCAACCCCGAGAGGAUUGAACAAGAUUUGGCUAAAGCACGAGCUGCCAUUCUCAAGGCAGUUCAACAGCAAAAUUUUACAUUAGAGAAACAAGAUACUUUUGUUCCAAGAGGAUCUAUUUACAGAAAUGCAUAUGCAUUUUACCAAAGCCACGCAGAGAUGGUGAAAAGGUUGAAGGUGUGGACAUACAGGGAAGGUGAGCCACCUUUAGUCCACAAUGGGCCAUUGAACAAUAUAUAUGCGAUAGAAGGGCAGUUCAUGGAUGAAAUGGAGAGCAAGGAAAACCCAUUCAAGGCUCGCCAUCCUGACCAAGCUCAUAUAUUUUUCUUGCCCUUGAGUGUGACGGGAGUGGUUCACUAUGUUUACAAGCCUAUAACCACCGUUAGAGACUAUUCUCGUGAUCGAUUGCAAAGAUUAGUGACGGAUUAUAUCAAUACUGUGGCUGCUAAAUAUCCUUACUGGAACAGAAGCCGCGGUGCUGAUCAUUUUAUGGUUUCAUGUCACGACUGGGCACCGGAAGUUUCACACGCAAAUCCUCAACUGUUCAAGCACUUCAUCAGAGUCCUCUGCAAUGCCAACACUUCAGAGGGAUUCAGGCCUAAAAUAGACGUCUCAUUGCCUGAAAUUUACCUACCCUUUGGAAAACUCGGUCCACCGGAUCUGAGCCGGGGUCCAAACAACCGACCCGUAUUGGCAUUCUUUGCUGGUUCACCCCAUGGCUACAUAAGGAAAAUCUUACUGGAGUAUUGGAAAGAUAAAGACAGUGAAGUCCAAGUCCAUGCUCAGCUUCCCAAGGAUGUGAAUUACACCAAAAUGAUGGGGCAAAGCAAGUUUUGCUUGUGCCCAAGUGGGUUCGAAGUGGCUAGCCCAAGGGAGGUGGAAGCCAUUUAUGCAGGGUGCGUCCCGGUCAUAAUCUCGGACAAUUAUACGUUACCCUUUAGUGAUGUCCUGAAUUGGAGCCAAUUCUCGGUUCAAGUUCCAGUGGGGAAAAUACCUGAAAUAAAGACCAUUUUGCAAGGGAUACCAGAUAGCAAGUACUUGAAGAUGCAUAAGAGGGUGAAGAGAGUGCGGCGGCAUUUCGAGUUGAACCGGCCGGCAAAGCCCUUCGAUGUAAUUCACAUGGUGCUUCAUUCAGUGUGGUUAAGGAGGCUCAACUUCAGGUUGUCACCUUGAUUUCUAACAUGGGGAAGCCUUGCCUUGUGAAGGACUUGUUUUUGAUUCGGUGCUCGUUUUCAUUCGUUAUGUUUUAUGUAUAGUUAUGGACCAAUUUUGGGAUCACCAAAGAGAAGAAACAAAAUGUACUAUAAGAGCAAUCUUUCAUCACAAAAUAUAAAUUACUACAUAGUUUCACUUUUACA
This is a messenger RNA of Gossypium raimondii (Peruvian cotton), 1625 nucleotides long. RefSeq names its product probable glycosyltransferase At3g42180. Gene Ontology annotation, molecular function: glycosyltransferase activity. The coding region runs from base 28 to 1440 and encodes 470 amino acids. NCBI's taxonomy places the organism in Eukaryota, Viridiplantae, Streptophyta, Magnoliopsida, Malvales, Malvaceae. The transcript has 4 exons. The record is from RefSeq and is a predicted model, not a curated record.